Messenger RNA from Ciona intestinalis (vase tunicate), 1415 nucleotides. The record is from RefSeq and is a predicted model, not a curated record. NCBI's taxonomy places the organism in Eukaryota, Metazoa, Chordata, Ascidiacea, Phlebobranchia, Cionidae.
UAAGCUGGCGCGAGGUGUAUGAACACCGACUAUUGUUUUCGGCCAUGCGAGGAUUAAGCAAGUUCAUUCAUCUUGAACAGCUGCUCCGCACUUGCAUCCCGGUAAGAAAUCCAGUCCCCGUUUCUACAUAUCCAAACGAAACCGUUCGGCGCAGGCGAUGUUUGCCCACACAGAUCGUGCGAGCGGUGGCCGACGUCGGCUACGUAGUCGGAUGGAAAUUCCCACGCCCGAUUAUACCCAUGUUUCUGACUAUAAAGACGUAUAUGAACCCGCAGAAGAUACAUUUUUAUUGCUUGACGCAUUGGAAAAGGAGAAAAGCUUUUUGGAGUCUGUAAGACCAACCAUUACUGUUGAAGUUGGUUCUGGAUCUGGUGUUGUUUCAGCUUUUGUUUCAAAGAUAUUGGGAAACUCUGCUCUAUAUUUUUGUACAGAUCGCAACCACAGAGCUGCUUUAUGUUCAAACGAAACAUUUAAAGUGAACAAAGCAAAUGUGAAUGUAGUUGUUACAGAUUUGGUCAGUGGUUUGUUGCCAAAACUGAAGAACAGUGUUGACCUUCUGAUUUUCAACCCCCCAUAUGUGGUCACUCCAUCGGAUGAAAUAAAAGGAUCUGGCAUCACUGCUUCGUGGGCAGGUGGAAUGCAUGGAAGGGAAGUAAUGGACAAAUUUUUUCAACUUGUUCCAACUCUGUUAUCUGACAAGGGUGUGUUGUACUUGGUUGUGAUCAAGGAGAAUAAACCAGAUGAGAUCAAGGCAUUGUUUUCAAAUAUGGGAUUUCUAUGUGAUGUUGUUAUGACUAGAAGAUCUGGACCAGAGUUUUUGAUGAUAUUGAAAUUUACCCGAAAGAGCACCAAUAACAGGACAGACAACUCCGGGUCUUUAUGUUUGUCAAGUGGGAAGAAUUCAUCCUGAUGACCCAAGUAAACCGAUUUCCAACAUAAAAUAUGACUUAUCGUUUCCCACAAUGGAUGAAAUUGAACCUGUUCAAGUUGGGCCUUGGAAUCGAUUCGAAACAACAUAUGGUUUAAAUUUUCCAGAUAGCCAAGGUCCGAUAGACAGACGUUAUACUCCAACAUCACACAAAGCUCCUCUUCCUCCUGGAGCAAAGUCUCCUCCAUCUUUAGAAUCUAUUAAUCCUCUCAUCUCUCAUUCGAUGCUGAUCUCAAACAACAGCAGAGACUGGAACAAAAUUUCGGAAAAAAAAUAAAAAAAAACUUAUAUUUAUUAAGUUUCUUUUUUUUAGUAUUUUAGUUUCACAUGAAAACUUAUGCAAUGCAUGUAAUCCGCAUUAUCUGCAUGACAAAUGCGACGAUGAGGAAUACCUCACUAACAUAAAACUAACUUUCAAAUCUAUAAUUUAUAAACUUUCCACAAAACAAUUAUAUUGAAUUUGUAAAGUAAAAGUUUUUAAACAACA